CGGGCCGAGUCCUUCCGUUCUCAGAUACACUAUGAGUUUCAUGAGCAAGAUUGUACUGGCCACGACAUUGGUCGUGUCCUUGUAUGCAGUCAUUGUCUUCUUGUUCAGUUUUCCCGCCGCUCAACGCGCUUUGGUUUAUUGCAACUGGCUUCAGUUGCCGAGCAAAUUUGAUGUACCGGAAUCGUACGGUUAUGCACACAAUCAUGCUAGAAAUAUCAAGAUCACUACGUCGGAUAAUGUGACACUCGGUGCAUGGCACUUUGUUCCCUUGGAAUAUCAUAUGAAACAUCAGCUUCGUGAAAAAGAACAUGUCCAGGACAGUGUAUUUGAUGCUGCUCUUGCUGAUGCUCAAUAUGACACUGUCAUUUAUUUUCACGGCAACGCCAUGAACCGAGCCGCUCCCUGGCGUGUCGAUCUUUACAAAGCUCUCAGCGAAAAAUUCCGCCGUCUUAAUAUCAUUACCAUUGACUAUCGCGGUUUUGGAGAUUCAGAUGGCGUGCCUGACGAACAAGGGUUACAUCUCGAUGCCAAAGCAACCUUGGAAUGGUUGUACGCAAGAAACGUGACACAUGAGCACAUAUCUCUCAUUGGCCAUUCACUGGGCACCGGAGUAGCGACGGCCCUCGCUUACGAUAUGACCAAAGAAGGCAUGCCGCCCAAUGCAUUGAUUUUGAAGGCAGCUUACAGUUCGUUGCCUAAUUUGAUCUUUGAAUACCGUCUUUUGCAAUACCUGCCGAUUUUGGCGCCUCUUCGGACAAUGCCUCCGGUGCAGAAUUGGUUGUUGUCAAAGUUGCUUCAUAAAUUCGAUUCCUUGUCGCGUAUCGAGUUUGUGGGAUGUCCUAUUCUCAUUACAUACGGGGCGAAAGAUUUGGAGAUUCCCGGACACAACUCGCAACAGCUGUUCCAUCGCGCCAUUUAUGGAUCAAAAGCAUCUCCGCCUCUUUUCACGUUACAGUGGCUUGAGCAUGACCAACAGAUUCAACGUACCAUUGUCCCCAAUGAAGCCACGGUCUUUAAAAGCGCCACCCAUCGUCCCCAAAUACAACUCGUCUGCCUGGAUCAUGCCGACCACAAUAACGUUGGGUAUUUUGACUAUGCUUAUCAAGCCAUGGCGGACCUCACUGGAUGGCAACGUUAAAGUAGGUUGGAUGUCCGUCAUUUUUAAAUUCGUAUGACUAACUCCACUACAAAGAGGAGCAAACGUUUCACUGGCACUUUUAGGAUAAAAAAAAAAAUUUGGACACUAUAAAAUAUAGUGGAGAUCUGCGAAUGCAGUUUGAUUGGAUAUGUCUUGAAAUAAACUCUAAAAAGGUCGCUGGUUCCAUGGAUACAACUUUUAUCCUUUCUUGGUC
Radiomyces spectabilis is the source of this 1352-nucleotide messenger RNA. RefSeq names its product Alpha/Beta hydrolase protein. NCBI's taxonomy places the organism in Eukaryota, Fungi, Mucoromycota, Mucoromycetes, Mucorales, Radiomycetaceae. The transcript has 13 exons. The coding region runs from base 32 to 1138 and encodes 368 amino acids. The record is from RefSeq and is a predicted model, not a curated record.